This is a messenger RNA of Ochlerotatus camptorhynchus, 3841 nucleotides long. RefSeq names its product kinesin-like protein 3A (gene Klp3A). The coding region runs from base 112 to 3684 and encodes 1190 amino acids. The record is from RefSeq and is a predicted model, not a curated record. Lineage: Eukaryota; Metazoa; Arthropoda; Insecta; Diptera; Culicidae. The transcript is spliced from 4 exons. Gene Ontology annotation, molecular function: ATP binding; microtubule binding; microtubule motor activity. Gene Ontology annotation, cellular component: microtubule associated complex. Gene Ontology annotation, biological process: spindle elongation; mitotic spindle organization; microtubule-based movement.
UAUUUUAAAAUAUUGUCGUUUUUGAGAUUAAUUAAUUCGUUUAAUAUUACUUUGGUUAGUUCUGUUCUGUUUCUUUUUUCGAUCGAGUGAAAUUGAGUUGAAUCCGGGACAAUGGCGAAUUCAGCGGCCGACUCGGUGAAGGUGGCGUUACGCAUUCGACCGUUAAACCAACGGGAACGGGAACGCGGCUGCCGGAUUGUGGUCGAGCAACCCGCCCACCGGGAACCGCAAGUGGUCAUUGGGAAUGGGAUCAGUGGAAAGCCGGAGGGGUUUACGUUCAACUAUGUGUUCUCGCCAGAGGAAUCGCAGGAGUACUUGUAUGAAACUUCCGUCCAGCCUUUGCUGGAGAAGUUGUACGCUGGAUAUAAUGUGACGAUUCUGGCAUAUGGACAGACUGGAUCGGGCAAGACAUAUACGAUGGGAACGAACUAUGAUGGGGAAGAGGACGAAACGAUGGGAGUGAUUCCGAGGGCAAUCAACGACAUUUUCGGACGGAUCGACGAAAUGGCGGAGGAUUCGGAGGUGACCAUUAGCUGUUCGUUUAUGGAGCUGUAUCAAGAGAAUCUGUACGACCUGUUGUCAAACAAGGGAAACCGGGAAGAACGGGUUGUGGACAUUAGGGAGUCAAACAAUCAGAUUGUCAUUCCGUGCUUGACGGAGGUUCAGAUCCGAACGGCGGAAGAGACAUUCGAAGCACUGAUGACGGGAUCGCAGGAGCGGGCGGUUGCUUCGACGGCGAUGAAUGCCGUAUCGAGUAGGAGUCAUGCGAUUUUCACGCUUAAUCUGACGAAUCGUUCCAAAGGUGAUCAGCCGACGGUAACGAAUAGUAAGUUUCAUCUGGUGGAUUUGGCUGGAUCGGAACGGCCUAAGAAGACACAAGCGACCGGGGAACGUUUCAAGGAAGGAGUAAAGAUCAAUCAAGGUCUGUUGGUGCUGGGCAAUGUGAUUUCGGCGUUGGGGUCCGCUGGUGGACCAUUGGGUCAUGUGCCCUACAGGGAGUCGAAGCUAACUCGACUGUUGCAGGAUUCCCUUGGGGGCAACUCGCUUACGUUGAUGUUGGCUUGCGUUUCGCCGGCGGAUUAUAAUUGCGAGGAGACGAUCAAUACGCUACGGUAUGCGAACCGGGCCAGGAACAUCAAGAACAAGGCGGUGAUUAAUCAGGAUCCAAAUCAGGCGGAGAUCCGUCGGUUGAAUUCAAUUAUUCAGGAGCUUCGUAUGGAACUAUUGGCUUACAGUGCCGGAGGGAAGGAAAAUGUUACAGCGAAUCGCGCCUCGACGGUUCCCGGGGGCAAAUCUGGAAUUGUUCGUUCUACCAGCGAGCAACAGUUGGGUAAUGGAUUCAUUCCGACCAUGGAAGUCGUUCGUCGGGAGAAGGAAAUGGCAGACAAGAUUCGAACGCUACAGCAGCAGCUUCAGUCCGCGCUGCAGGAUAUGGCCAACGAUCAAUUACGAACGCUGACGGCGGAGAAGAUUGUGGAAGAAAUCGAAGCUUUGCUGGCGACCAGUCCUGACUCGGAUUUAAAGCAGGGCAUCCAAGCGAUCCUUGAUGGAUACAAGGAGGAAACGGCUUCGAUUCGAACGGAGUCGCAAAUAUCCGAUGCCUUGAUGCAUUCAGCGACCGAAGAGUUCCAGAAUCGAUCCGAUACACACACACAAAAGCAAAUGAAGAUCCGCGAUGAGUUGAGACAGCUGACCCGAGAACUGGAACUGAAGGAGGAGUUGCACCGGAAGUGUUUGGGCAACAUGUCCAACUUGACUUUUACCGUGGAUGAAAGCAACAGCGGCAGCAACGAGAAGGUCGAAGAAUAUGAGGGCAAGAUCAAAGAUUUGGAGAAGCAAAUUGAAGAUCUCAAUGAUCAGCUGAACACGACGAAGGUGGUGGAUAAGAAGAGCAAACUGGCAGAGGAGCGUCGGAAGAAGGUUCAACAGCUGGAAGGCGAUUUGGCGGAGCUGAGGAAGAAGAGCGUCCAGCAGGCCAAGAUGCUGCAGUUGAAGGAGAAGGACACCCAGCGGAUUCAGAAUUUGAGUCGGGAGAUCCAAGCCAUGAAAGCAACCCGAGUGAAGCUGGUCAAGUCGAUGCGAACGGAGAGUGAGAAUUUCCGCCAGUGGAAGAUCAAUCGGGAGAAGGAAAUUUGUCAGCUUCGGGAGAAGGAUCGAAAGCUUAAAAACGAAAUGGUUCGGCUGCAGACCGUUCAUGAUAAGCAGCAGAACGUGCUGAAGAGAAAGGUCGAAGAAGCGGUUGCCGUUAACAAACGGCUGAAAGAAGCUCUGGAACGACAGAAGAAUGUUCAGGCUAUGCGAUCCGCCCGUGCCGUUGGCAAACCCGUUCGUGGUGCAGAUGUCUCCUCCUGGGUAGACCACGAGUUGGAAUUGAUCCGCUCCGUAACGGACGCCUCGGUAACCCUCAAGCUUCUGAUGGAUGACCGAGCACUACUGAAUACCAAGCUCAUGGAAAUGAAACAAAACUCGGAGGAACACAGUGAGGACGACAUUAAACAGCAAGAACACGAUCUGGAGCUCCGAAACGCUCAGAUUGCCGACCUGCAGCAGAAAAUUCUGUCCACCGACGUAGACUCCAAGCAGAAAGCCAUCCUCGAAGGUAUUCCCACUCUCCCGGAGGCGAAGCAAGUCCUCAAAAAACUCCUCACAGUAUUCACCGAAACGCAGGAAGAAUCAGCCAAAGCUCGGCACCAACAGGUCGACACCCGCUUAUCGGUCGAAUGCCUGGAGGAAAACGUUCGUCAAUUGGCGUCGGAAUUGGCCGAAACCAAGCAGCGCUUCACGGACGAAACUAACGAACUGGCCAAGAUGUACGAGGAGAAACUGUCCAUGCUGCUCCUGUCGAAGCAGAAGUUCGCUCGCCAAUCGAAGGAAAUGACCAACACGUGCGACUCGAUCCUGCAGGAAGCGAGCGACCGGAUGGAGAAGAUGCGUCAGGAGCUGGACUCCGUCAAGGAAGCCAAUCGGAUGCUGAACAAGCACGUGGAAGACUUGAAGAACAGUCGGGGCGGGCGCCGCACCCGCAGCGCCAAGAAUGUCGCCGCCGCUGCGGUUGUCGACGAUGACGAUGAGGACGACGCGGCCGAGGAGAGCAUGGGCGACUCGGAUCAGGAGCGGGAUCCGGACUUUAGGGCGACUCCACGCUGGAAGCAGAAGAAGGCCGGCAGGGGCAUGCGGGAAUCGGUCAUGAAGAAGGGAGCGAUCAAAAAACGCACAACCGUGGACGCGAAUGCCGCCGGAGAGAAUCAAUCUUCCUCCAAUAACAAUAGCAACAACAGCUCGACGGCAACCACGCACAAUUCCAGCAACCAAGCGCACUGCAGCUGCGGAACGAUCUGCUCCACGAAACGGUGCGGUUGCAAGAAGCUGGGCGAGUUCUGCGGCGAUCACUGCCGUUGUCCGCCGGGGUGCGUCAAUAAAAAAUUCGAUGAAAAGUCGCUGAAGGAGACGGAAGAAACGGGCGACCAGGAGAUGGCCGACGUCAACAACGAUAAUAAGGAAAACUCGGUGCAGAAUGGCAGCGGUCCGGAAGCUGCCAGAUCGUUGGAUAAGCGCAAAUCGCAGGACGAUAGCAGUGAUGCCAGCGCGGAGGAUCAGUCACCCAAGAGGAUCAAGAACGACAUUCUGACGCCGACUUAUGUGUACUCCGUUAAAAAGAGGAAGCCCCUGCUGGAUGCCAUGUGAAGAAGAAGCGGGAGGAGACUUUAGACUUGAUUCGCAUUCAUCGUUUAACAUUCAUCGCCGAAUUAGGCCUAUUUUAUUCAUUUUGACAAACACGAACCCAUCUUCAAUUGUUAGUAAGUAUUUUUUUUAAUUUAAAUAACACGUUUUAUUUUGCAAC